GGAGGCUGCUGGCUGUGCUGUAAUGGAGGCAGUAGGGGAUGUGCUGUUGUGCAAGGGACAGACAAGAAAGGGCUAUUGCAAGGCAUGAAGUCAGAGAAAUAGAGCAGCGUCAUACAGUAGAUGGUCCCCGACAAGAUGUGACACUGGAUGAAGAAGAUGAUGUGGUGAUUAUUUACAACAGAGUACCCAAGACUGCCAGCACAUCCUUCACAAAUAUUGCCUAUGAUCUCUGUGCAAAGAAUAAGUACCAUGUUCUACAUAUCAAUACAACCAAAAAUAAUCCUGUUAUGUCUCUGCAAGAUCAGGUGCGGUUUGUGAAGAACGUGACGUCCUGGAGGGAGAUGAAGCCGGGCUUUUACCAUGGCCACGUCUCGUACCUGGACUUCGCCAAAUUUGGUGUUAAAAAGAAACCAAUUUACAUAAAUGUCAUAAGAGAUCCUAUAGAACGCCUAGUUUCUUACUAUUACUUUCUGCGCUUUGGAGAUGAUUACAGACCAGGGCUACGGAGGCGAAAACAAGGGGAUAAAAAGACCUUUGAUGAAUGUGUGGCAGCUGGAGGUUCUGACUGUGCUCCGGAGAAACUUUGGCUUCAAAUUCCAUUCUUCUGUGGCCACAGCUCAGAAUGCUGGAAUGUGGGAAGCAGAUGGGCUUUGGAACAAGCCAAAUACAAUCUGAUUAAUGAAUACUUCCUAGUGGGAGUUACUGAAGAGCUUGAAGACUUUAUCAUGUUAUUGGAGGCAGCUUUGCCCCGGUUCUUCAGGGGUGCCACGGAACUGUACCGGACAGGAAAGAAGUCGCAUCUUAGGAAAACAACUGAGAAAAAACUUCCCACAAAAGAAACUAUUGCCAAGCUACAGCAGUCUGAAAUCUGGAAAAUGGAGAAUGAGUUCUAUGAAUUUGCACUGGAGCAAUUUCAGUUUGUCAGAGCACAUGCAGUUCGGGAAAAAGAUGGAGAAUUGUAUAUUCUGGCUCAAAACUUUUUCUAUGAAAAGAUUUACCCUAAAUCAAACUAAGAAUGCUAUACUGUUAGAUUUAUGGACCUAAAUCUUUGGUCACAUCAUCAUCUUAGUCCUCAGCCAUGGAAACUAGAUUGCUUGUAGACCUCCAAGACAUUUCUUUAUAUGAGGAAAGUGGGUUGUGGAUCACCUCCAGGGCUUUGGAUGUAGCUGUGUUGGUAAUCCAGAAGCAAAGGCUUCAUUUCUUUUAUCUAAUACAUUCAGUGGGAGUCAAUAUCCUUAACCUGAAGAAAUCUACACUGUAAUUCAGAGCAAUUAAUCCACGACAGUUCUAUUUGAAAAUAUAAAGAAUCAAAAAACCACUUCUGUUGAUGCUCUUUUUAAUUUUCAGAGCAAUUUAUUUUCAUUUAUACUUCUGUGAAGAGGAAAUAACUUUCCCCAGCUUUCAACAUGGAAAUUUUGGUUGUAUACAGUAUGAGUAGUCCUAAUAACUGGUUGACAUCUGUGCUUUGUUUUUUGUGAAUCAUGUCAUGAUAUUAAUUGGGAUGGUGAAUAAUGUUCUGCUGAGAAAUGCUGCUGCUGCUGGAAUUGCCCAUAUUUAUAUAUGUGGUUUUAUUAAAAAAUUACAACUUCUCAUUAGUGUUAAAAUGUCAUUUUCACAUUAAUAUUGUAAAAAGUUAAAGAAACAGAGCAGUGGGGUUUUUAUUUUUCUCUUUUUUAUUUUAAUCACCAUCACCACUGACUGAGGUUGGGAAAACUACAGAGAGAUUUGGUAUUGUCUGCAGUUCUAGUUGAUCCUUACAGUGGUAUAAAAAUUGUAAAUUCUUAAGUAAGUUUCUCCAUGGAUUCUUUGUAAUAAUUGUAAACUGAGGUAUUGGUGAAUCCAUAUUAUGACUCUACUAGUGAGCUGUGGUAUGGCUAGGGUUUUCCUACUACUUCAAUACUUUUAUCUGUAGAAUAUUUUUACUGAGGUGCUUUAUAACGUGUUUUAAAGCAUUGCAUUUACAAAAGGAGUAAAAUGCUGUAAAUACUGCUUAUUUUAUGUAUUUGGACCAAAAGGUUUAAAGUGACUAGUUUAAAGUGGGGUUUUUUGCACCAGUUCUGUUACGUGUGAAGUGAAAAACAUCACAUCUGCUUCCUGGUUGCGUUAACUGUUGGACAUUGCUGAAACACACUUCAGUGACCUCUCUCACUUCAAUACCAGAAUGUUUUCCAGGGAUUCUCCUUACAGAAAUGUAGUCUUCAUCCUUUUAUUAGGGUAAGAGAACAAGAAGAAAAAUGUCAUGUGCAGUCUGGUUGGGAAAGAUGCAGUGAACUUGAUUGACAUAAUUGCAUUUCUCUAACUGCCUUACGUGACUGUUGUAAAUUUGUGAGUUGCCAUUAUUAACAGUGUGAAACACCUGGCAGAUGAAGUAAAUUGAAAUUUGAGAACAGAUGUUGGGGCCACUACAUUAUAGUAAAUGGCCAUGGAGCACUGCAAGAAUUUUUCCUAUUGAAUUUUCUUAAAGAUUCGAGUAUUUACACAACUUCCACCUGCCUUUUCUUAAAAGUGCUUUUCACAGGGUUUGAUUGGGAAGGCACUGUGGAGACAAAGGAAAGAAUGGUGGGAAAGGUUCAAAUUCUUAAGGUAUGAUGCUGAAGGUUUAAUUUAAAAUUACCGAGUGGAGUUUUUUUAACCAGCUUGUUCUUGUAAUGAAAACAAAGGAAAUGGAAAAUGGUCUGUGAACUGGAUGUCUGCAGCCAAAAGCAACAGCCCAAUUACAGGGAGGAUAACGAGAGACUAUCAAGUACAUCUUGCAGUGUCUUUGUUUUCUUAGAUUUUUCCCUUCUGAUUUUAAAAAUAGAUCUCUCUUUGUUCUUCCCAAAUAAUCAGGGAAGUUCCUUCUCAUAAGUUACCAUUUAUAUAGCAUGAACCAUGCAUAAAGCUUCCUGUUCUAGUUCUUGUCUGUUGACAUCAAUAAUAAUGCCAGCAUGUUUGGAUAUAGGAUGUGUUGGGUCACACAUGAAGACAUGUUUCCUAGCUAAUGAAAGGAACUGAGGAAUCAUACACAAAAAGUAGUUAAUGGAGAUCUAAAAGUUUUCAUUGAAAAGCAGACGCUUUUUUUAAAAAGUAAAAUAAAUGUUUAUAAUUCCAGAAAAGAUUUCCACUCAGUGAUAGUUUUGUUAGAUUUUUUUUUUUUUACUAUGUUGUUUUCCUUCAGAAUAAUUCAGAUAAGUUUACCUUCUUCAAUCUUCUUCAGAAUUUUCAGCAGAGCACCUCAAAGAGAGCUGAAGAGCUUGCUAAGCGAAAAUGCAAAAUAUUCACCUAAGUAAUUAAAUAGGUGUGUGGAUGAUACUGUCUGAACUCUGCUGCUUAAGCAGUCAAUGGGAAAAGCCUGAUUCAAGUGCACUGCCAAUCUAGCUCUUCAAAAUUAGAGCAUAUUUUAUGACUACUAGAGAUGAAACUUAAAAGUUUAAGGCUGCUUAGUUGGAUGGAUGCUUCAUUUACUGUAAGCCUAUGCAACUGUGUAACCUUUGCAGCAGUAUAGAAAGAGCCUCUCUUCUGAGACUUUUCUGGAGCAUAAUUACAAAUGUUCGUACACUUGUACUGUCUGAUACUUACAUCAGCAGCUUUCUGUAGCUUCUGCAAAAGAGACAGGUUUGUGAGCAUUUCUAAAGCAGUACUGAAUGUAAUUUUGAAAAACAUGGAUUGUGCUUCAUGACCUUUUUCUUUUUAAACACACACACAGCUAAAUAGUGCCUUUUUUCCUCACAAUCCAUGUUGAAGAUGCUUGCUCCCACUCACCCUCCGUAAAUUGAUUCAUUUGUGCAAUACUAUUACAACUUGAAACAAUUUUGUCACAGCUGUUUGAAAAAUUAUCUCCAUUUUUCCUCACUGUGCUGCCAGCUUUCUGUUGUUUAAGUGUUUCAGUUGAUUACCUAAUGCAAAUGCUAUAAAAUAAAACACCCAUUGGGAAGGGGAAAGAAAAGAAGUCUGGUGUCCUGUCUUAAUAUUUGCAUGUCACAUUCUCAUGGAAUACUUUUUUUCUGGAGCAUGUUGUUACACAGUAUUGUGAACUUUGUUGGCAGCUAUUACGAUUUUGGAGGGGAGAGACAAGCUGCAGUGCAGCUUGUCUGUAAUAAUUUCAUACAACUAUAACAAAAUAUAUUUAGAGGCACUUAGAACUUGCAUGGUCACUUGCUUUGUGACCAGAUAUGUUUUAAGUUUGCAGGGGAUAUACACUGUGCUGAAGGUGACAAUGAAAAGUUCUUAAUAUUAAAGCAAAGAUUUGUAAGAACAGAAAACUGGCAUUAAACCAGUGGAUUGAUACCUUUGUGCUUCCCUGACUGAGGAAACAAAUGACCAACCAAUUGCUGUGGUACAGGAACACCCUCAGUUACUGCAGUGCUCAGGGUGGUGUAAGAACUUGAGUAGACUAGAAAUGUCAUUUGCAUUUGUAAGCAAAGACUUAGAACAAGAAAAUAGCAUCGGUAUGCUGCUGUUUAGGAUUUCUGAGGCAUACUAUAACCACUGCCCUGUAAACGUUUCUGGCUGUGUGUGCUAUGGAGCUGAACAUCACCUGACCCUGCCGAGUGUCUCGAUGCAGUAGUUCCUAAAUAUGUAGUUAUCAGCAUUGACAAUUACAAACCAUCAUGCAAUUACUUAGCAACUUCAACUUGAGGAUUUUGAUGGCUUUUAAAUCCCCCUUUUGUUGAAAAUAGACUUUUCCUUGCUCCUGUGAAUGGAAGUGAUAGGUGUAAUUGUGCUCAGGAAACAAAGUCUCCCUGCUUUUAUCAGCCAGGGGAAGUGGAGGAAAAAAAUAC
This is a messenger RNA of Ficedula albicollis (Collared flycatcher), 4760 nucleotides long. RefSeq names its product heparan sulfate 2-O-sulfotransferase 1 (gene HS2ST1). Gene Ontology annotation, cellular component: membrane. NCBI's taxonomy places the organism in Eukaryota, Metazoa, Chordata, Aves, Passeriformes, Muscicapidae. The transcript is spliced from 8 exons. The record is from RefSeq and is a predicted model, not a curated record. Bases 39 to 1013 code for a protein of 324 amino acids. Gene Ontology annotation, molecular function: heparan sulfate 2-sulfotransferase activity.